AUGGCUCUCCCAUUGCCAACAAAAUUCAAGAUGCCUCAACUUGAUAGUUUUGAUGGAACGCGUGACCCCCUCGACCACUUAGAAACUUUCAAGUCCUUCAUGAACUUGCAGGCUAUUAUGGAUGAGAUCAUGUGCAGGGCUUUCCCCACAACACUCAAAGGGUCAGCCUGGGUUUGGUUUAAUAAAUUGAAGCCAGGAUCUAUCAACGACUUUGAUGAACUCAUUAAGCAGUUCAUAAGGCAUUUUAUUACAGGGAUGAGACAUCGAAAUCCAGCUACUUAUCUGUUGAAUGUUAAGCAAGACAAAGGGGAGUCAUUACAUGAUUAUAUUGGGCGUUUUAAUACGGAGAUGUUGCAGGUUGACGAUGUGGAUGAUAAGGUUACCCUUACAGCCUUUAUGGGAGGGUUACAAUCCUCCAAGUUCUUAUUUUCCUUGUCAAAAGACCCACCAAACAGCAUGGUAGAGUUAUUAAUAAAGGCCCAGAAAUAUAUGAAUACUGAAGAUGCCAUGAAUUCAAGAAAAGGCAAAAGAGUCCACGAUAAGAAAGGAGAUAAGAAAAGCCAAAUCCUCCUGCAGAUCCAAGAUGACCACUCCUUAAAAUGGCCCCUAAAGUUGAAGUUAGAUCCAACGAGAAGAUCUAGGGAUAAGUAUUGCCGGUUCUAUAGAGACCAUGGGCAUAAUACCGAUGAUUGCUUCGACUUGAAGAACAAGAUAGAAAGCCUAAUUCGACGGGGGCAGUUGCAUAGAUAUGUUACAGAACGUGAAAAAGGUGCAACUCAACCUACCCGUGAGAAUAGAAAGAACAACCCUCCUGGCCGCCCGUUGGGAGAAAUAAAGGUGAUUAUGGGAGGAUUUGCUUGUGGGGGAGAAUUAAGCUUGGCACGAAAAGCCCAUAUCAGAAGAGUCCGGAGCUCGGCAAGAGUGAAUGAAGUUAAAAUUCAUGAACCCCCGCCGAAGUCUCCUAGAGUGGAGGGCCAGGACAUUACCUUUUAA
Cornus florida is the source of this 993-nucleotide messenger RNA. RefSeq lists its product as uncharacterized. Bases 1 to 993 code for a protein of 330 amino acids. The record is from RefSeq and is a predicted model, not a curated record. Lineage: Eukaryota; Viridiplantae; Streptophyta; Magnoliopsida; Cornales; Cornaceae. The transcript is spliced from 2 exons.